Messenger RNA from Punctularia strigosozonata HHB-11173 SS5, 633 nucleotides. Its product is annotated as acyl-CoA N-acyltransferase. Gene Ontology annotation, molecular function: N-acetyltransferase activity. The coding region runs from base 1 to 633 and encodes 210 amino acids. Gene Ontology annotation, biological process: protein acetylation. NCBI's taxonomy places the organism in Eukaryota, Fungi, Basidiomycota, Agaricomycetes, Corticiales, Punctulariaceae. The transcript is spliced from 6 exons. The record is from RefSeq and is a predicted model, not a curated record.
AUGAAAGCCAACGACCGCACUGCUAUCGUCGGGGAGAGCGUCGUCCUGGUCCCGUACAGACGCGAACAUGUCGCGAGAUAUCACGAGUGGAUGGCCGACCCCGAGUUGAGAGAGCUGACGGCGAGCGAGCCGCUUACGAUCGAGGAGGAGUACGAGAUGCAGCGAAAAUGGCAGGAGGACGAAGACAAGCUGACAUUCAUCAUACUCGCUCGCGAACCUGCGGCGCCGAACUCGGACGCUCCGUCCGUGGACGAGAUCAAGGCGAUGCCCAUGAUCGGGGACGUGAAUCUCUUUCUGAACGGAGAUCCGGCGGACGACGAUGAGUAUGAGGCCGAGGUGGAGAUCAUGAUCGCCGAACGCGCGUACCGCCGCUCCGGACGCGCCCGCGAGGCGCUGCAGCUCAUGUUCGCCUACGCCACUUCGCGUUCCUCCCCUGCUCCGCUACCCGUACCCGCGCGCGCGCUGACGGUCCGGAUCGGGGAGACGAACGAGGCCAGCGUGCGGCUGUUCGAGAAGAUGGGGUUCGCGGUCGUGAAAAGGGUGAGCGUGUUCGAGGAGGUCGAGAUGCGGUUGGUCGGCGACUCGUCGGUGGCCCGCCGGUGGACAGAGGGGCACCACAUCGAGUUUCCGUGA